AUGCUUGUCCAACUGCUACUUUUCUGUGUCCCAUUCUCCUCACUUGUUUUCAAAUAUUCGCUGAAGGAGGAACUACCAAUUGGGACUGAAAUUGCAAAUCUUAAAAACGACUUGCUCGAUGCGGAUCCUCACAUAUUCGACACGUGGGACAUCUCUUCCCUCCAAUUUUCGACCAAAAAUGUACUUGCGGCAUACCUGCAAUUCACCUCAUUCGGAAAUAUCAAAGUAUGUAUGCAUUCUAUGCAUUUCCAGAUCAAACAACGAAUCGACAGAGAAGAACUCUGCGACAAUAGUCCACUGUGUUCCUUUGUAGCACACGUGGAUAUUUUACAGUAUGAGAACUGGUCCUCAAGGUCUUUCCAGAUAGAGUUUACAGUAAAAUGGAAUCUAAAUAACUUUUUGCAGAUACUGGACGUGAAUGACAACCCUCCUGAACUGUCCAUUGCGUUUCUAGAACUUGAAAUACCAUUUACAGUGAAUGUCGGAUUUGAAAUUAGACUGGUAAAUGCCACUGAUAAAGAUUCUUCGAAUCAUUCAAACAAUAAAUACUCGCUCUCUGUUAAAAAUGAGUUCUUUUCCGUCGAAAAAGACAUUCCUACUUUAAAAAUAACUCAACAAAUCAAAAGCAGGCAAGUUUUUGAGUUGAUUUUGAUGGUUUGGGAUCAAAACAACCCCUCCUUCUACAGCGAAUUACUGCUUGUCAUAAAAAUUACGGAAAAAUUAGUUUUUUGGGGAGAAUUUGUCAACGUCGCAAUAAUUAACGAUCAAAUGGACUUUGGAAGCAUUUUAUGGACUAAUGAGCCACCAAUAACUGGAAAGUGCGAAUAUUUGUUAGAAAAUCCGUCAAAAAAUCUCGAAAUUGACAUCCAGAAUGGGAAAAUCAAACUCCUUAAAAGAAUGUCUGCACAAAAUCAGCCACUGAUAUAUUUCGUAAAAACAACUCAAAAAAAUCAGAAUUUUAAAUUCACCUUUUUGUUAUACGUGAAAAAACACUUUCGACUGAAACCUGUGAUCGAUUUUAUGGAGACAGGAAACGUGGCCUCAAUUUUCGAAAAAAAGAACCACGAGAAUAUAAAGACAUUUCGCGUGUAUUAUGAACACAGUAAAGGGCCCAAACGUGCCGUUUGUUUUUCUCCGUCGUCAUUGGUCAAUGUAGUGAUAAACGAAAAUUUAUAUUCGGUUAUUACAAAAACGAGUUUUGACAGGGAAAAAACGGACUCAGUGCAAAUUCCGAUUAUUUGUUCGGACGAAGGAUUUCCUUCACAAAAAACUUCAAAAACUAUAAAAGUUCUGGCUAAUUUAUAA
Molecule: messenger RNA, 1305 nt
Organism: Octopus sinensis (East Asian common octopus)
Lineage: Eukaryota; Metazoa; Mollusca; Cephalopoda; Octopoda; Octopodidae
Product: protocadherin gamma-B7-like
Exons: 1
Coding region: 1-1305 (434 amino acids)
Biological process (GO): homophilic cell-cell adhesion
Cellular component (GO): plasma membrane
Molecular function (GO): calcium ion binding
Source: RefSeq, a predicted model, not a curated record